Molecule: messenger RNA, 900 nt
Organism: Geodia barretti
Lineage: Eukaryota; Metazoa; Porifera; Demospongiae; Tetractinellida; Geodiidae
Source: the annotation of a GenBank genome assembly
GUAUCCGUGGUCCGUACACUGUCGGAUAGUAGUCAAGAUGGCGGACAAAGCAGGCGUGGGAACAUUAGAGGAGCAGGCGCAGCAGAGACAGGCCAAGCUGAAAGCUCUAAGAGAGAAGAAGAGCGACCAGAAGAGCGGAACAGACGAAGGCAAAAAGCCGAAGCUCAAGUUCAGGAGCUACAACCCACAAACUGAGGAGCUGAAGGAAAAGAAACUGCCGAAAGGAAGACCCGAAAAUGUGGAGCCGCAGAUCCAGGAGCAGCUGGAGGCAGCCAAGACCACUGACCUGGGGGACAUCAACCUGGCAAACCUGGCUCCAAAGAAGGUCGACUGGGAUCUAAAGAGAGACAUUGCAAAGAAGUUGGUCAAACUAGAGAGAAGAACGCAGAGAGCCAUUGUGGAGUUGAUUUGUUAGUUGUGUGUGUUGGGUUGAUGUAGUGAUUGGGUCAACACCCUGCUGCGUGCAGGUGAGCGACUGCAAGGUGAGGAGGAGAAGGAGGGAGAUCUCGAAUCAGCUGUGGCCACCACUGACCGUGAACAGCUCCCUGAUGAUGAUUCAGAUUAAUUUCUCCCUCCCUCUCUCUCUCGUUCAAUUCUUCCACUCUACUUGCACAUGUUCUCAUCUCACUUUCAUCACUCUUCAACCAAAUGUCAUAGAGAUUUUGAUUAUGAAAUUGGUACAAUAAUUUUAGCACAGUUAUACAGUACUUAAAACAGGUGCAGAAUGGGCCGUGAUGUAUAUACAAUACCUGUACUGUUCAAAACCAAAACUAGAGGGAAAGAGAGUUAAUUAACAGAGACAUUGAUUGUGUCUUCAAAUAGUGCUAUGACUAGUAGAACACUGAACCCCACUGCCAGCCCGAGGACCGACAUUAUCACCUGCAAGACCUUCUGUAGCCC